Molecule: messenger RNA, 2244 nt
Organism: Trifolium pratense (red clover)
Lineage: Eukaryota; Viridiplantae; Streptophyta; Magnoliopsida; Fabales; Fabaceae
Product: 3-phosphoinositide-dependent protein kinase 2-like
Exons: 11
Coding region: 408-1907 (499 amino acids)
Biological process (GO): intracellular signal transduction; peptidyl-serine phosphorylation
Molecular function (GO): ATP binding; protein serine/threonine kinase activity
Source: RefSeq, a predicted model, not a curated record
GUGGAUAGAUUUAUAGAAUCAAAACGGUCAAAAGCAUUGAACUAUUACAUCCAUUGGAAAGAAAGAAGAGAAAAUAAAAAGAAAAACAUGAAAUUGCACAAAAGCUUUUAAUCAUUCAUCAUCAUUUCCAUUAUUAUUUCUUCAAACACUCUUCUCUUCACGACAUCUGUUUUAUGUUCCCAAUUUAGCCAUAAAAAUCAAACAAACAAACCCAAUUCCAAAUCCAUUCAUUCUGUGAUAGGGUUUUCAAUUUUCAAUUCCAAAGCUUCCACCUUUCCCAUUCUAAUCUCAAUUUCCCUUCGACCCUUUUCAAUUCAUCCAAAAGGGUCUCACGUGAUUCACUUUUCUUAGCUAUUCUUCCCCUCUUCCUUGUUUUUUGUUCUAGAGAGAGAAAAAUCAUGAUGUGAAUGCAAGGUGCUGGUGUUAUUGGUAAUCGAGCAAUGUUGGAAAUGGAGAAGGAUUUUGAUUCCAAGCUAAAGAUUCAAAUGAGUUCUUCCUCUAACAAUGGUGCUGCUGGUGCUCCGAAUAUUCAGAGAUCCAAAAGCUUUGCUUUUAGAGCUCCUCAGGAGAAUUAUACCAUUCAGGACUUUGAAUUGGGCAAGAUCUAUGGUGUUGGUUCUUAUUCUAAGGUUGUGAGGGCAAGGAAGAAGGACACAGGAGUUGUGUAUGCAUUGAAGAUCAUGGACAAAAAAUUUAUUACCAAAGAAAACAAAACUGCUUAUGUGAAGUUGGAACGCAUAGUGCUUGAUCAAUUGGAUCAUCCUGGCAUUGUGCGACUAUAUUUCACAUUUCAAGACUCAUUUUCUCUGUACAUGGCACUUGAAUCAUGUGAAGGUGGAGAACUUUUUGAUCAAAUUACCAGGAAGGGUCGUUUACCCGAGGAUGAAGCACGAUUCUAUGCAGCUGAAGUUGUCGAUGCUCUUGAAUACAUACAUGGUUUGGGAGUUAUACAUCGUGAUAUUAAGCCAGAGAACCUAUUACUUACAUCUGAAGGACACAUUAAAAUAGCUGAUUUUGGGAGUGUGAAGCCUAUGCAGGAUAGCCAAGUUACUGUCCUUCCGAAUGCAGCAUCAGAUGACAAAGCCUGCACAUUUGUGGGAACAGCUGCUUAUGUCCCUCCAGAGGUUCUUAAUUCCUCUCCCGCAACUUUUGGAAAUGACCUCUGGGCACUUGGCUGCACAUUAUAUCAAAUGCUUUCUGGAACUUCCCCUUUUAAAGAUGCAAGUGAAUGGCUUAUUUUCCAGAGAAUUAUAGCAAGAGAAAUUCGAUUUCCAGAUUACUUUUCAGACGAAGCAAGAGACCUUAUUGACAGGCUGUUGGAUUUAGACCCCACCAGGAGACCAGGUGCAGGACCUGAUGGUUAUGCUAUUUUGAAAAUACAUCCAUUUUUCAAGGGGGUUGACUGGAAUAACUUAAGGGCACAAACUCCUCCAAAACUUGCUCUGGAACCCGGGACUCAAUCGCCUGCUGAUGAGUCAUCAUGGAGUCCUUCUCACAUUGGUGAUGGUUCUGCUAGACAGCCUGAUGGUUCCACAUCGUCUGCAGAGGGAACUGGUCACAUAACCAGGCUAGCUUCAAUUGAUUCCUUUGAUUCAAAAUGGCAACAAUUUUUGGAGCCUGGUGAAUCUGUUCUUAUGAUCUCAAUGGUGAAGAAAUUACAAAAACUAUCAAGCAAGAAGGUGCAGCUCAUCCUUACCAACAAACCAAAGUUGAUCUAUGUCGACCCUUCAAAAUUAAUUGUAAAGGGAAAUAUAAUAUGGUCUGAUAAUCCCAAUGAUUUAAACAUUCAAGUGACUAGUCCCUCACAUUUCAAGAUUUGCACACCUAAAAAGGUAAUGUCAUUCGAGGAUGCUAAGCAAAGAGCAUCUCAGUGGAAAAAGGCAAUUGAAGGACUUCAAAACCGGUGAACUUGUUCUGGUUUUGAGAACAUAUUCUUUUAGAUGUCUUCAUCUUGUUCAGCAAGAAGGGGUGAAACAGUUAGAAUCCUGAACAAUCAAUUUUUUUCUUAAUAGAAACCGAAUUUGCAGAUUUAGCUUUGCUGAAGCUGGUUCAAGCUAAAUACUUACCACAUCUUAAUUGAAUUUGUGAUGAGUUUUUCCAUUCUCUUUCAUGCUUCAAUGGGAUGGUAUGAUCAAAUGUGGAAGUUGUAAUCGUAGGAUAGCCAUGUUAGGGGAUUGGAACGAAUACUUUGUAAGAAAAAAAUUUCAGUUAUUAUUUUUUUAUAUUAUAUAUUAUUAGCUUGAA